CAGGCAGUCACUGAAUGCACCCUGGCCUGGCCUGACGCUGUCUAGUCUGGACUGACACUUACUUACUGAGUACCGUAGACCUACCGUAGCGUUCCCUAUGAAUCAUUUGUGGCUCUACAUACGAGCAGCGAAGGAGAAAGAAACAGAACACUUUUUUGGCUGACUGUUCUUGCUCACCAUGGCAGACGAAAGUGAAGCCAAGUCCAUGGAGGUAGCAUAUAAGUAUUAUCCUUUUGGAGAGGUUAGAGGUAGCAAUCCUCUUCCCAGUGCUUGGAAUUCGAAAGACAAAGGGUCUUAUAUUGGACUCAGCAAAAAUUCUCUUCGAGUUCACUAUAAAGGGCCUUCAAAAUCAAGCAGAGACGCAUCUUGUGCUCGCACAAACUACCAUAUUCCUGUUGCCUGUGGAUUGUACUAUUAUGAAGUGAAAAUUUGCAGCAAAGCGAAAGAGGGGUCAUUCUCCAUUGGUUUUGGACCGAAGAAAGCCAGCAUCGAGCGAUUACCAGGCUGGGAGGACUGUUCGUACGGAUUUCACACGGACGACGGCCAAGCGUACAAUUCGAACACGGCCAGAGAGGGAUACGGGCGGAAAGUCGGUGCUGGCGAUGUGGUCGGUUGCGGACUGGACUUUGUGAAGAAAAAUGUUUUCUACACCGUCAACGGUGCCAAUUGUGGUCUUGCCCAUACCAACCUUCACCUAAACAAGGAUACAAGGAUCUUCCCAAUGAUUGGGCUGACCUUGUCGAGUGAUGCAGCCGAGGCCAACUUUGGAGAUCGCAAGUUUGUGUUCGAAAUCGAUGCUCUCCACGAGGCGAGAAAGAAGCAGUUCUGUGCGCAGAGCUUUGGAUUUCAGCUGGGUGAGGAGCAUGCCAUGGCUGUCGCGGGCAUGAGGACCAUGGUCUUGUCCUACCUCACCACCCACGGUUACCUGGACACGGCGCGCAACAUGGCCCACGGUGCAGGCAACCGACUCCACGAGAACAGUGCGUUUGACCAGAACCGUCGAGAGAUUGUUGAACUGAUUCUGGGCGGUCAAAUCAGCUCGGCUCUGGCUGCCAUCAGCGACAGCUACCCUCAAGUGCUGACCGAGAAGAGCGAGCUUUCCUUUCGCCUGCACUGCCAGCAGUUCAUUGAGAUGGUGAAGCAGGUGGACGACGGCCGCGGACGAAUCGCGGUGACGCCCUACAACCGCCAGCAAGCGUCCACGGCCAGCGCAGGAGGAGACAUGUGGGGCACGAGCAGCACGGGUGUGUCUAACCAACGCCCGGGCCGCGUAAGGGCUACCACCGGCAGUGAUCACUCGCCGCCGUUGCCCGCGAGUGGCGAUGGAGUGAUGGACGAGGAUCGACUGACCUUGCCAUCUCUCAAUGGCCAUUCUAAGAGCACCGACAGUGGUGGUGAUCACGGAGGAGAAGCAGAGUCGGUACUUUCGCACCCCACAGCCUGUGCCAGUCCGCGUAACGGCGGCAGUGACACGUCGAUGGAAGUGGACGUGGUCGGCCUGGACGACUCCGAUGACGCCAGUGUUGUGAGAGAAAUGCCAAUGGAUGACGGAGAUGGGGCGGCGGUUCCUACGGGCGGCGUGCAAGCGGCUACCAGCAGUAGUGGCCCUCAGCUAGCGGGUAGCUCAGAUGAGUGUAAGGGCAGCGACGACCCCAACGGCGACGACUCUAUGAAUCGGAUUCUCGAGUACGGCGUCUCUCUUCAGAAAGAGUUUGACGAUCUCCUGGUGGUUCGCGUUCACCUGGACGAGCAGAAGAGAGUGGCCGAAAGCCUGCGGACGUUGGUCAAGGAUGCAUUCAGUCUAAUCGCGUACGAGGACCUGAGCAAGAGUCCCAAACAGCAUCUCCUGGAUCAGAGUCACAGGGACGACCUGUCGUUAGAGGUGAACAGCGCUAUCUUGGAAUCUCAGAAGAUCAUGCCCGUAUCCACACUAGAGUUAACAACGCGUCACUUGCGCUACUGCCUGCAGACAAACGCAGACAACGGCACGAUACCGGUCUUUCCGCUUGCCGUCGACGAUUUCAGCAAGGGCUCCCUGAAGGAGUUUACGGAAACGGAAACGAAGCCGGAGUCGUAGACGGCAGUGCUGCUGGACUGACCUAGUGUGUCCAAUCUAUCAGCCUUGCUGCUAUUCGCUGACAUCCGGCACUGCGUGUUGGUGAGCCACUGCUGCUGAUGCCGCUGCUGAUGACGCCGGUGCUGCUGAUGCCGCUGCUGCUCUAUCAAGUUGGGGUAUCCCCUAGUGCCCGCUACCAAUCUAUCUGUUUUUAUCAUGCAUCGAAACUAGCAUCUGUAUCCGUAUGUCCUCGCUGUUGUUCUUGUUUGUUGUCAUUGUCGUCGUCGUUACUGCGGUUGUUGUUGUCGCCAUCUGUAGCAGUGGCAGUAGUGCUGUGGUUGCCCUCUCCCUUCCCCCAGAAUCACUGCCCCUGUCCGUUUCUUUUGCUGUUGCUCUAACCCAUCGGUGCAUCCUUGACUCUGGUCUAUCAAGUACCAUUCAAACUUAUAAUCAAUAUCAACCUCCGAAGUCAUUGAAGCUUGUACAUACGACAUGCUAAUAUCCUAACCCUCAUCAACCUCAUUCAUCAAAAUUAAUUUUAUCAUGCUGAUCAGCUGUGAAUAGUGACGAAAAUAAAUUGCGUUCGCUCUCUGUACAGUGUAUAUUUAUAAAGAAAAACGGCUCGCUAGCGGGCAAUUCCCGAACGGCGGCGGCCAUCAUCUUCAUUAGAAACGAGUAUCCGGUAGCUCGACUCGAUGGAAUGCUGCUUCAUCUGCAGUACACGCAAACAAUCAGUUCUUUUUUAUGCUUUUUAUUAUAGCGUUAUCUCUCAUAUCCUCACGUCACUCAUUUCAUUUGUUACCUCGUCGCCAUCAGUAGGCGACAUCUCACGGUGUAUAGGUCCAUACUUAUAUAGUCACCUGCUCAAUUGCUCCUGCAUCACUCAUGCCCAUGUAAGUGGCAGUUGCCAAAUGCUACCAUCCGUCUUGUGUUUUUUUGCCUUUUUUUAGUGCAGUGUGCAUUGUGUUUAACUGUCUUUACUCUGUGCGUGCGCGUAUGUGUGUGUACGCGUGCUGCUGUACAAUCAUGGAUAUUUCAUCUUCUGCUUUGAGGGUUCUUUUAAUUAUUGCAUGACGUUCAGAGAAAAUUAAAGAAACGAUUCUGGUCUUAU
Molecule: messenger RNA, 3167 nt
Organism: Sycon ciliatum
Lineage: Eukaryota; Metazoa; Porifera; Calcarea; Leucosolenida; Sycettidae
Product: ran-binding protein 9-like
Exons: 12
Coding region: 179-2077 (632 amino acids)
Biological process (GO): proteasome-mediated ubiquitin-dependent protein catabolic process
Cellular component (GO): cytoplasm; nucleus
Molecular function (GO): protein binding
Source: RefSeq, a predicted model, not a curated record